Messenger RNA from Fusarium proliferatum ET1, 4584 nucleotides. RefSeq lists its product as uncharacterized. Bases 1 to 4584 code for a protein of 1527 amino acids. Lineage: Eukaryota; Fungi; Ascomycota; Sordariomycetes; Hypocreales; Nectriaceae. The record is from RefSeq and is a predicted model, not a curated record. The transcript has 5 exons. Gene Ontology annotation, molecular function: protein binding.
AUGCCAGAUCAAAAAAGAUUACCAUUAAGGGGCUUCAUCAAGCACAUAGUAAGCAAGAAAGGAAAGGAACCAUGCCAUGACCCUACAUCCAGGCUUCCAAGAACGUCACUCGAUUCUCAAGGUGGAGAAUCCGCUGGGCUACUGCCUGCUAUAGCACCGUCGACAUCCGUAUCUUCGGUAAAUAUCGCAGCUACCAUAGAUCUUUCGCCAGAGGAUGUGUCUGUUGGAUCCUCGACCCAAAGGUCUCAACAUGGCAGCAACGCAUCCACAGCCGAGUAUGGAUGUCCAGACCAGCAAGCGCAGUUCCAAGAACUUUGGAAGGAAGCAAUUCUUACUAUCAAAGAGUCGAAAGACGGUAAUGAGUUAGCAGAAACCUUUGAGAUUCUAGACCAAGCCUCAACCAAAGACUCUGAGUUUAGCCUGUCAGUGUUGAUAUCAAAAUUAGAAGCGGCAAUGAAACGCGUCGGUAUGCAAAAGAAAUUGGCUGAAGCUAUGGAAACGAUCAUUCCACAUCUCAAUCGGUUCGCCGUUGUAGGCGAUAUCGCCGUCAGCACAAACCCUAAUCCUGCUGCAUUACCAUGGGCCGCCGUGCGUUUCCUUCUCCUGAAUCUUGCCGCUGGGGAGGAGAUCAGGGCCAAGGUCGACCAAGGCAUUACCGAAAUAGUCAUCCUGGUCUUUGAGUGCAGCGUUUACCACGAACUCUAUCUAACUGCAUCAGCUUCUAGUGACCUUGCGGUAGAUACCAACCUCCGCAAGAAGAUCAUUGACGCCCUAUCUCAAUGCAUAAAGCUGCUCGGAUUUGCGCUUCGUCGCCAAUAUAAGGCCGCCAGGGCUCUUACAGAUGCUUUUCGCUUAGAACGCUUUUCUGGAUAUCUAAAAGAUCUCAGUGUUGCCAAGGAUAGAGUACAUAAUGCUGGCUUACUAUGCGAAAUGCAUCAUAGUUCACAUGCCCGAGACCAUCUCAAGCUUGUUUGUGGCUUGAUGAUCGAAAUGAGGCUCGAAUAUAGUCAAAGGGCGGAAGAAAAGGUCAAGGCGCAACUCAUAGAUCUACUUAUCGACCCUAAGGAUGUGUUCGAUCACAUUUAUUAUCCACCCGAUUCUUUCUGUCUAGAGGGCACCCGCGUACAAGUUCUCAAAGACAUCGAAGAAUGGGCGUCCGAUCCCCAAAGUCCGACAAUUUGUUGGCUCCCAGGUCUGGCUGGGACCGGCAAGAGUACUAUUUCGCGCACAGUCUCAAGAAACUUGAAAGGCAGAACGCUUAGCGCCAGCUUCGUCUUUAAGAAAGGUGCCGGUAGCCGAGGAAGUGGCCAGCAUCUGUUUGCGGUACUGGCAUAUCAACUCGCCCUACAGUUCCCUCCCAUCCGCCCUCAUAUCUUGCAGACAGUGAAGGACGAUCACUCUCUAGCCAUGACACCUAUCCGGAUCCAAUGGCAAAAGUUGAUUGUAAAUCCACUUGUUAAAUUGCAAGACGAAGGACUCGUCAAGCCUGUUGUUUUUGUUCUCGAUGCCUUGGACGAAUGUGAUGAACAAGAUCGCGGAGAGAUUCUUCGUUUGCUAUUGAAAACAUGCCCAGAGGUACUACGAGUCUUUCUCACAAGUAGGCCAGAACUUGACAUUAUGGGACAUUUUAUCGACGAACCGCUCCAUAGAGAGAUUGUCCUUCAUAAACUCGAAAUCCGAACCAUAGAGAACGACUUCUGUGUUUUCCUCCGCCAGUCUCUGGAACGUUUCGUCGUGGAACAUAAUCGCACUCAUCGUCAAAAGCACCUCCAAUUACCUUCAGACUGGCCUGGGGAUGAGCGAUCCCGACUACUGCUUGACAAAGCUUUACCAUUGUUCAUCGCAGCUGCAACCUUCGUGCGCAUGAUUCGCGAUAGACACUGGGCGAGAAGCCCAGACUAUAAGAUUGACUUCAUCAUCGAUAAGUCAUCUAGGGUCAACUCUGAAUACGAUGCUUUAUACAAGCCUGUGCUGAGUCUCAUACAGAGCGGCGCGCCUGAUGACGACCUACAUGAAUUCAAACGGAAUUUUAUGGAUAUCAUAGGUUCUCUCAUUCUGCUUGCAAGCCCUCUACCGAUAAGAUCACUUGCUGAGCUUCUUGGCAUCGAUGCAUGGGCUGUAUCCAGUCAAAUCGAUGCACUACGUUCGGUCAUCGAUGUUCCGGAAGACGACAGUCCUCUUCAGCUGUUCCAUCUGUCAUUCAGAGAUUACAUCCUCAGUACAUCCGCUGGAGACCUCCAAGUUGAUGAAGAGAAGACACAUGCAAGCCUGGCAAACAGAUGCCUCAAGCUCAUGCGAAGAACUUUGAAGGCUGAUAUCUGUAGGCUUCGAACGCCAGGAAAAAGACUUUCUGAUGUUAAAACAUCUGUUAUCAGUCAGUGCCUACCGCCAGAAAUUCAAUAUGCAACCUUGUACUGGGUUCACCAUUUGAAAGCGUCCGGGAAGCGCAUCAGAGAAGAAGACGAUGCGUACAUAUUUUUUAAAGGUUUUUUUACAAACUGGCUCGAGGUUAUAUGCCUACUAAGAAAGAUUGAUCACUCCUUCUUGAUGCUGGAAGACUUGCAGAGCAUAGUCGAUGAGACUUCUGGAGCACAAGUACUGCAGUUUAUCCAAGAUUCAUUCAAGUUCAUUACUUAUUUCCGAGCCGGCAUAGAGCAGCAUCCUCUCCAGCUAUACCACUCUGGUGCUAUAUUUAGCCCUAAAGCAAGCAUCGCUCCUAGUCCACUCGACCGCCGUCAAUACCCCGACUACAUCACAGUGCCCUCCAACAUAGAUCCCAACUGGCCACAAAGUCAAACUGUUGAUGUUCUUGAAUGGUUAGCCCAGAUAUCAUUCUUACCAGACAAUAAACUAGCCUCAAUUUGUUACCAGGGCCAGAUCAGAAUAUGGGACCAGAGGUCAUGUUCUUGUAUUCACAAUCUGGGCCAAGGUCUCAGAUGGGACUGCAUCCCGGUUUUCUCCUGGUAUGGAAGCAAGACAGUAGCAGCUGGGUGCCCUGAGAUGAUAAAAAUUUGGAAUCUUGACACUAGUGUAUGCGUCAGGAAUCUGAUUUUAGAGCGUUGCUCUGGUAUCAAGGCUAUCGCAUUCUCGGACGAUGGAAGGUUCCUGUGCUCAGUUUGUGACCGAGAUGUCGAGUGCGUAAUGCUUAUACACUGCCUUGAAAAAGAAGAGUGUAUUUAUGACUUCGACAUACCGGGCAAACCCAGUCCUGUACUUUUAUCGCCACAAGGUCAGUGGAUUGCAACUAUUGUGAAAGAAUCCAUGUUUCUUUCAAGGUGGGACCCUUUCACAACACCGACCUGGACUGUCCUGGGACACCAACUUGAGGAUGAUAUACUGUGCUUCUCAAACGAUGGCACAAUGGUCGCCUCACUAUCAUCGAAAUCGAAGUCGGUCAAAAUAUGGAGCACAGAAUCAAAUAAGUGUCUUCAUGCGCAUAAUUUUGAGAAGCCGAUAGUUCCUGGCCAUCUUUCUCUGACGAAGGGCUGGUUGGUAAUCACUCUCGAUGAGUAUCAAACUGCCGUGCUUGACAUGAAGACAGGGGCCGUUUCCAAGAGUUUCAGGAGUGAGUUCCAAGUUGGGCCUAUCAUUUCAGACGACGGCACAUUACUCGCGGGACAAUCGCAUGACGGUGCCAUCAGAAUAUGGGACCUUACGUCAGGGGCCUUGGCAGAAAAAAGCCAUUGGGAAGCCAUGGGAAUCGAUUUGAUCACUCCCAUUGCGAACGACAACACUAUACUGUCGCAUAACGCGGGGGUUGUGAAGCUCUGGGAUUUGCAAAGCGGAUCUUGCAAAGAGACACUCGAGCCAGAAGCCCCGUUGAUAGACCAAAUUCUUAUAGCAGCUGCAGCCAACACUUCAACAUUUGCUAUACUGAAAAGGCCAAUGAUUGAAGUUUGGAGUAUCGACCCUUUGCGUCAUUUAAAGACACUGGAACGAGAACUUAGUUUGGUUGAGAGGGGGUAUUGCUGCCUAGUCAUUUCUGCCAACGGACGACGACUAGCUAUAUCCCCAGACCUCUGUUCAAUCGAGGUCUGGAACGUGGUUGACGGCCUUCUAGAGCAUAAAAUUGAUACGCCGUUUAUGCACUUCCCCUGCAUCGUCUUUUCGCCGGAUGGUGCGAAAAUUGCCUACUAUUUGGGGGAAAGCAUCGAGAUACGCAGUCUUCCUAGACUUGAGACACUCACGAUUACGACUGAUGUGAGCCCGGAAGUACCAUACUUACGCAGUCUCACCUUUCAUGGUGGCUGGUUGAUAGGUAUAAAUAUGAACACGCAAGUGCAAGUCUGGGAUGCAUCAACCGGAGAAAGUCUUUUUCUGUCGCAGCCAUAUCCGGAGCUCAGGGCAUCCAAUUUUCCGUACUCGUUUCUUAGUACCGAUGCCAUUGCCCGUUCAUUCCAUGGAGGUAUGGAGGAUCUGGAGCCAUAUUACAUCGGUCAAGAACCUCCUUGGCUCAUGAAGAAUGGUGAGAAACUUCUCUGGCUCCCACCAGAUUACAGACCACAGUCUGUAUACGUAUCGGGGACAACUAUGGUCCUUGGAACGUAUUCCGGGCGUGUAUUAUUCUUGUACUUGAAGGAGUAG